AUGUAAAAUUUGAAAUUCAUUAAUAAUGAACUAGAAUCCUAGCUCAAGGCUUCUCAUCUUGAGACCAGAUAGCUCAAAUAAGAAAUCAUAAAAAUUAAUCAACUCAAUGCUCAAUUAAAGGAGUAAUUGCAUCAAAUUACUAUUAACUCUGAAAUCGAGGAUCAAUACAAGCAAUCACUUAUUGAAAAUAAAAUGCUUAAGAAAGAAUUAGAAUUUUACUAGUUACAAGAACAAUCAAAAGUGGAUUAGAUAGCAUCAAAACCCUCUUAUGAGUAAUUAGAAAAAGAGCUCAAUGAUUUACAAAUAUUUUUUAAAAAAUACUACAACCUUCAAGAAACGCUCUUGAAUAAGAUCCCCAUUUAGUUACUGAAGGAUUGCUGGUUGGCUAUUAAUUAAACCUUUAAAUCUCAUUUCAAUAUUCAUCAAACUAUUUAAAAUAUUCAAGAAGAAGUUUCCCUCCUUGAGUAGGAUUAUAAACAAAUCUUGCAUGCGAACAAAGACAACGAUUCUGAAAUCCAAUACUUAGCCAAAUAAAACAUAAUUGUUGAAAGAAGAGUUGAAAUAGAAAAAUGCAGAAAAGAAAUUUAAAUAAAACAAUUUGAAACAAAAAAAAUGGAAUAAGAAUUGGAUGAACUCUAAAAAGAAUUUGAUUAUAUUUGUAAAAUUGAGCAGAGAAGAUUCAAUCAAUAAAUUGAAAUUGAAAAAUAAUUAGUACAAGUCAGAUAAAAAACAACCUAACCAGUUGUUGAAUAAAAAACCUCAGUUUUGCCUGUCUAAAGAAGUCGAUAACAUUCUGAUUACUUCAGACCCAAUCAGAUAUCUAUUGACUCUUAAUAAUCAAUCAAACCUUUAAUACUUCGAGCCCCUAAGCAUAGCGCAGUGUAAUAAGAAGCUGAAAAAACUAAUCUAGAAAAAACUAUAGAUUAAACAAGAUAAAAAUUAAGUAGACAAUUAAGUUUAGCCUCCAAUCUACGUGAAUCAACAAAAUGA
This is a messenger RNA of Paramecium tetraurelia, 990 nucleotides long. RefSeq lists its product as uncharacterized. NCBI's taxonomy places the organism in Eukaryota, Ciliophora, Oligohymenophorea, Peniculida, Parameciidae. The transcript has 4 exons. The record is from RefSeq and is a predicted model, not a curated record.